CUCGGCGCGCAUGCGCAGCGAGGGUACUGUAGUUGGGUGUGUGUGUGUGUCUGUUACUCUCAAUCUCACUUCUCGAAUGUCUGUUCGUCCCAGAAACGCUACCAUCUACCCAACGGGCGACGAAGGAAACUACUAGCAAACUAUUACCGCCUCAUGUUCAGUUUGGAGCUGUAGGACUAUUGGCCAGCCUCAACCAACUGCAUAGCUAAUACCUCGGUGCAUGCAACUAUAUAGCUGUCUUACAGGUGCUUUCGUAUGCCCCGAUUAUGAGCUGCAGCCAUGUCAAUAACA
This is a messenger RNA of Geodia barretti, 291 nucleotides long. The record is from the annotation of a GenBank genome assembly. NCBI's taxonomy places the organism in Eukaryota, Metazoa, Porifera, Demospongiae, Tetractinellida, Geodiidae.